GCGCUGCCUGUCAAACAUGGCGCUGUCCUAUUCGAGUCUGUGUAGCAAACUGUCUUUAAUCCGACACUGUGGUCUCGGGACACACGGGAUAACACAUGGUCUUUACUCUCCCUACGUGCUCUGUCACUUCAGGUUGCCCCUGUGCAGACACUAUUCAUCGUCCAAAGUUAGACGAGGCUUUGCUCGCUAUGUCGCCUCCACGCUCCAGCGGGCUAAUACCAAAUACGAAGUUUUCCUCAAAAAGCGAUUUCCCCGCUUUUUUCUGCUCUAUCACACUUUUGUGGAAGGAUUCAAGCUACUGUUCCGAGAUGCCAAAGACAUCAGGAUGAUAAAAGUAAAAAUGUGGUCUGAGGGGGUAAAGUUCCAGGAUUUGCCUUACAGGGACAUGGAGAAACUCAGACAGUUUCGCAGAGACUUGAUCAAGGCCAUCCCGCUGGUGGUCAUAUCCAUUCCUCCCUUUGCCAACUACCUGGUUUUUGUCUUGAUGUACCUUUUCCCCCGUCAGCUCCUGAUUCCUCACUUCUGGACUCCCAGGCAGCAGCUGGAGUUUCGGAGAGUGUACCAUUCCCUCAGAGCUCAGCACCACUCGCCAGUCCUCAAAGAGCUUGAGUACACGAGUCAGCAGGUCAAAAAUGGUCACCUACAGAGACAACUUAAGGAUCUGUGUGCAAAAGUACAGAGUGGAGCAAACCCCAAAGUGUCUGAAAUCCUUGCCGUUCGAAGUCUGUUUUCUAGACCCCCUUUGGGUAUAAAGAGGAUGAGCAUUGAUCACAUGAGACACAUCAGCCCGCUGCUCUUCCUGACCCCCCGGCUCCCUGGUUUCUUGAUUGGUCAACGGCUGAGCAGCCAUGGCCUGGAACUGCUCCAGUUGGACCGUGCCCUCAGCAGGCUGGGUGUCCACCAGCUGAGUGACUCUGAACUCAGACAGGCUUGUUAUGUAAGGGGGCUCAAUGCCGACCUUCUUGGUGUUAACCAGUGUCGUGAGUGGUUGUCCCAGUGGCUUCAGGUGUCCUGCUCAUUGAAAGAGUCAGAGGUGUCGCUGCUUUUGCACAGCAUUGUAUUUCUCUCUGCAAACUACCCAAGUGGUCCCAGCCACCACUGACAGGAAGCGCCGUGCUGUCUGUUGUUCUGUUUUUGCUCUCUUAAGUGCACUGAAAAGCAAAACAUCCCAAGGGGUUUUCAACAGCUUCAUUUUGGAAAGGAAAAAACUUUUUAAAGCUGUUCCUGGCAAGAAUUUUAGAUUUAAGGGAGAGGGGAAAAGAAAAAAAAAAACCUGUAUGAUCAUCUCUACUCAAAUGAUUUACCACAAAAAAGAAGCCUUUGCAUUUGCAGUCAACAGGAUUUAAAAAUGAGAUGAAUCCAUUAUCAUCUAUUAGAGAUGAGUGCUGAAAUUGUGUAAUUUGUAACCUCAGCAGGGUGUUAAAUUAAAUGCACUGAAUUAUAUAAGCUGAUGAUGCUGAGGUAACGUCAUGAUUGUGUAUUGCUCUAUCUGAACCUACAGCUACAGGCAAGUUGUGUUGAGGAUCCUGUUUAAGUUCAGCAGUUUUUGGUUGGUGACACAUUCCAUUCAGAAUAAUUACAUUAAGAUGGGCAUGUUUGUUUUUGCGUUUCACACCAAAUAUGUACUGUAUUUUCUCAUGCCGAUACCUCACUGUACUUUGUACUAUUACUUUAAAUGAUUCUCACCACGACCCAGCGCUGUUGGUGAUGUGUAAUUUCUGUGGCUAGUUUCGAGAGAAGGAAGUGUUGAUCGCAAAUAGCAGUAGACAACAUGAAAGCACCUUAUUAGAGGAACCGUGCAAAGAAAAAAAAGCUUACUGGUGACUCAGCUGUAAAGACAUUUAAGCUUGUUUGUGUGAUGAGAUGCUGAACCUUUUGUACUUGAAUAUUCUCACAAGUUUUUGGUUUUCAGCACACCACAUGUAUGUCUGAAAAGCUGGCACUUUAUUGUUUACCAUUUUCUUGCUUUGGAAGCUUAGAAUGACAUUAACUUCAGCACAACAUUUCUUGCAAGCCUUUCGCCUACUUUCUAGUUACCCCUACAAAGAGGAAAUGCUAAUCGUUCUGUGUUGCUGAUUUGUGCAAAGUGUAAAAUGUAACAUGUCAUUGCUUCCUGUGCCUUCUACAAGAACAUGCACAGUGCGUCUGAAAUACAAGAUGUAAAGGUUGUGUUCUGUUUGUGAAUCUUUUUUUUAUUAUAUUAUUUGCUUUGCAAAUUUUGAAUGCUGUGUUGUGCCAAUAUUAUAUACAAUAUCUUGGAAAUGUGUCUGAAAUAAAUUUCAUGGUGCAUUUA
This is a messenger RNA of Archocentrus centrarchus (flier cichlid), 2293 nucleotides long. It is a transcript of the gene letmd1, whose product is annotated as LETM1 domain containing 1. Gene Ontology annotation, molecular function: ribosome binding. Lineage: Eukaryota; Metazoa; Chordata; Actinopteri; Cichliformes; Cichlidae. Gene Ontology annotation, biological process: intracellular monoatomic cation homeostasis. Bases 17 to 1102 code for a protein of 361 amino acids. The transcript is spliced from 9 exons. Gene Ontology annotation, cellular component: mitochondrial inner membrane. The record is from RefSeq and is a predicted model, not a curated record.